This is a messenger RNA of Coffea eugenioides, 1991 nucleotides long. Its product is annotated as G-type lectin S-receptor-like serine/threonine-protein kinase RKS1. Gene Ontology annotation, molecular function: protein kinase activity; ATP binding. The record is from RefSeq and is a predicted model, not a curated record. Gene Ontology annotation, biological process: protein phosphorylation. Lineage: Eukaryota; Viridiplantae; Streptophyta; Magnoliopsida; Gentianales; Rubiaceae. Bases 15 to 1814 code for a protein of 599 amino acids. The transcript has 5 exons.
GUUGCCCUAUUGGAAUGGCAAGAAUGAUCAGUACAUCAAACAGCCAUUUGGUAACAUUUUCUUGUAUUAUUGCUUACUUUAUUGCCAUAACAUGUACACUUUCUGGAGCUAAAGACACACUAGGAGUUAGUGAAUCUCUAAAAUUACAAAAUGGAGAGAUCUUGGAGUCCUCCAAUCAGCGUUUUCGGUUCUUGAGUGACCAUUCUUCUUCAAUCUUGGUAAUUCAGUUCGUGUAUCUGAAGCAUUCAGUCAAUGUCUGGGCUGCCAAUAGUUAUCUGGCUGCACCAUCCAGGCCUCGAAUUUCAGCCAUAACCAUGAAUGAAAGUGGAAGGCUAGAGGUUUAUAGCCAGGGAAACCCACAUGUUGCAGUAUUCACUGUGAAUGCUGAACAGAAAGUUAUGAUCAGCAAGACUAGAGCAACUCUGCUUGAUAACGGGAACUUAGUCCUGAGAUCAAGUUCUGGGCGUACCGUUUGGCAAAGCUUUGAUUAUCCUUCUCAUCAUACUCGGCUAUCAUCUGGAAUGAAACUUGAGAUUUCUCUGUUGAGCCAGAAAAGUACAGCAAGUAUGCAGGCUGCUGCUUCUGGCCCUUCACUUCCUCUCGCUCCUGGUUCUCCUUCAUUUCUUAUUGGACCUCCCAGUGGAAGAAAGAAAUCGAAGAGUUCAAGGGUAGUGUUAUAUGUUGUUAGUGCUUCUGUUGCCGCUUUUCUGACAGCUAUACUAUUUUGCAAACUGCGGUCGAGAAUACUAAGAUAUCGUCGACAAAGCAUGGGUUCAGAAACGCCAGAGCUUGAUGACAAAGGGGAUGAUGAAUCAAUGUUCUUCAGUUUUACAAGCAUAGAUAUUGCGACAGAUCAUUUCUCUGAGGAAAAUAAACUCGGCCAAGGAGGAUUUGGUCCUGUCUACAAGGGUAAGCUGGUUAAUGGGCUAGCGAUUGCUGUUAAAAGACUGAAUAGAAUGUCAGGACAUGGAAUUGAACAAUUCAAGAAUGAAGUCAAAGUGAUCUCAAAGCUGCAGCAUCGGAACCUUGUUAAACUUUUGGGCUAUUGCAUUGAAAAAGGAGAGCGUUUAUUAGUAUACGAGUACUUGCCCAAUAACAGUCUAGGUUCAGUACUUUUUGAUGCAGCAAAGCGGGAUACAUUGGAUUGGAAAAGACGGUUGAAAAUUGUUGAAGGGGCAGCUCAAGGGCUUCUGUACCUCCACAAGUAUUCCAGAUUAAAAAUCAUCCAUAGAGAUCUGAAAACGAGCAAUGUUUUAUUGGACGCGGACCUGAAUCCAAAAAUUUCAGAUUUCGGAACUGCCAGAAUUUUUGGAGAGAAUGAAUUGCGCGGAAGUACAAAGAACAUUGUAGGGACAUAUGGUUAUAUGCCUCCUGAAUAUGCCAUGGACGGGAUCUUCUCCGAGAAGUCUGAUGUAUUUAGCUUUGGAGUCAUGAUUCUUGAGAUCAUAAGCGGAAAGAAGAACACUUCUUUCUGUGAUUCGGAUCGUCACCUAAACUUAAUCGGACACGUGUGGGAUUUAUGGACAGAAGGAAGAAUUUCAGAGAUCAUUGAUUCUUGUUUGGAUGAAAAGAUUCCAAGGAGUGAAGCACUACAAUAUGUUCGUGUUGGCUUGUUAUGUGUGCAAGAAAAUGCAGCAGAUAGACCAACAAUGUUAGAUGUGGCAGCUAUGCUCCUCAAUGGAUCAAUGGUACUUGACUCUCCUAAGCGACCAGCUUUUUCUGAAAUUAUAAGCCUCAACAAAGCCAAGUUACGUGAAAAUCCAGAAUUUUGUUCUGUGAACACCAUCACAGUUUCAGAUAAAGUGGGCCGAUGAUUCUUCCUUGACCAGGCGUAUAUUCUUGCUUUGUUACACAAGUUGGGAGUUGGGACAAAUUUUAUUCUUUGAGACAGAAGGUAUAAUUUUAGGAACCUCCCCAGAGGUUUUAAUAAUUAUUGAAACCUUCCUUAAAUCAUAUGAUGAUGUUUUUUUUUUUUAAAUUAUAUGAUGAUG